UAGUGGCGUCUGUCACGUGACUAACGCAUCACAAAAUGUGACGUGUCACAUAGUAUGUAACCAGGAAGAGUGAGCUAAACUUCAUCAUGCUAACAGGAGAUACCAACAAUGAAGACGUGUCUCUGUUUGACGCCGAGGAGGAUGCAGGGAAAAGGUCAAAGAAGAAUAUCAAGCAUCCUGUGGCGUCCUUCUUCCACCUCUUCUUCAGAGUCAGCGCUACGCUCGUCUACAUAUUGUGUGAGCUCGUCAGCAGCAGUUUCAUCGCCUCCAUGGUCACAAUCAUCCUUCUGCUCUCCUGUGACUUCUGGACUGUAAAGAACAUCACAGGUAGAUUGAUGGUUGGUCUGCGGUGGUGGAAUCAGGUGGAUGAUGACGGGCAAAGCCGCUGGGUGUUUGAGUCGCGGAAGGGUACUGGGAAGCAGCAAGCGUCGGAUUCAGAGUCCCGAAUUUUCUGGCUUGGACUGAUAGUUUGCCCGUUCAUCUGGGGAAUCUUCGCCUUUAGCACACUAUUUUCAUUUAACAUUAAAUGGAUGCCUGUAGUGAUCAUGGGUUUGGUGCUGCAAGGAGCUAAUCUGUACGGAUAUGUGCGGUGUAAAGUGGGAGCAAAGACCAGCCUAAAGAACAUGGCCACUAAUUAUCUUGGCCGACAGUUCCUGAAACAGACGCUGUCUAAAGAAGAGGAAUCGUAGAGUUUUGCACAUCUUCAAUUUUCCUAAUCUCACAGAAUAAGUAGAGACAAGAACCUUUCCAACAUGGACUAAAGACAUUGGUUUUGUUUUUAAUUUAAUGUUCAAAUCCUCUUGAGUUAUUUUCAUGUUUUAUUCAGAGGUUGCUGUUUUUCAGUAACUGAACCUGCGCAAUAAGCACUCUUUACUAACACCUCAGACAUGAGUAACAAAAGCCUGCAAUGUUAACCUGACUAGUUUGUGUUGUAGUCUCAUAAAUAUAUCUUUAGUUUGUGUUUCUGUUUCUUUGUUCAAUAAUUGAAUGCAAUUUUAAGCAGCUUUUCAGAUGCUUUGUAAAGAAGUGUUCUUGCACAACAGGCUGUGUAAAGUAUUCCUUGUAAAUAUGUAAGUAAAACAAACUGUGGAAUAUUUUGUGUGCAAAUGCAUUAGGGACUUUUUUCUGACUAGUUUCCUGUUUUUAUUUAUGCUAAUUCAGUAUCCAGAAACAAAAGUAAACAUGCUUUUAGUUCAGGUAUAUGCAUGUCAGGAAAGAAUAAAAAAAAAGAUUCAUUGAA
Messenger RNA from Gambusia affinis (western mosquitofish), 1240 nucleotides. It is a transcript of the gene tvp23b, whose product is annotated as trans-golgi network vesicle protein 23 homolog B (S. cerevisiae). The coding region runs from base 87 to 689 and encodes 200 amino acids. Gene Ontology annotation, cellular component: Golgi membrane. Gene Ontology annotation, biological process: vesicle-mediated transport; protein secretion. The transcript has 7 exons. The record is from RefSeq and is a predicted model, not a curated record. NCBI's taxonomy places the organism in Eukaryota, Metazoa, Chordata, Actinopteri, Cyprinodontiformes, Poeciliidae.